AUGGUCGCGCCGGAGCAUGUUCCCCCGCAGAUGGUCUUGGCCCGGUCGCUCCCAGAUGGAGCCCUCCAGGGAAUGCGUCAAGCGCUAAACGCGCUCGGCGGGGGAGAGGACGAGGCUGAUGAGUCAGAGGGGCGCUUGCGGUCGAGGGCGGCCUCCACCUCCAUGGUCGCCGCCCUCGACGCCGAGGAGCUUCGCAGAGAGACGCAGCUAUGGGAGCGCAUGAUGUACAAGAGUGCGAGUCAGCACAAGCGCGCGGUGCAUUUCCAGCGCAUGAGAGGCGUGACGCGUCACGUGCGCGCGGUGGCAUCCCUCGACGUCGGGGCGGCCGCCGCCGCCCUGCGCGACGGUCUACGCGCGGGCGUCUCCGAUGAGGCUCGCGCCGCCGCGCUCGAGAGCCCGGCUGUGAAGGCUGGCGCGCAUGCCAUAUGGAAGCUACCCCCGCGCGCUCUCUGGGAGGACCUCGCGCACCGUCUUCGCGCCGUCGCGAGGAUCGCGUCGGAGGCUGACAACGACAUGCUCGCGGCGGCGACGUCGCUGGAGGGCCAACUCGCUCACACGUACUUCAUGCCCUUCGCGCUCGUCGCGACCGCCGCCGUGGCGCGGAUACGGACCGCGAUGCACCAGCUGAUGACCGACGCGGUGGCGUCGUACAACGUCCUGGCGCCGCUGCUCAACGGGGGCACGUUGCCGCCGCCGGGCUCAAACGCGAUGGAGAGCGCGUCGACGAUGCCCGAGUCGCUGCGAUGCGAGUGGUUUCCGGUGCGUCGCGGCGUCGCGAACGCCGCGGUCCGACCCGCGGUGCACGCGUCACACCCGGCGGGUCCAUCGCCCGGCGCGAUCGACGACGACGACUGGCGUUGGCGGCUUCUCGGCGGGUACGCGGCUACCGACCGAGGCCGGGGGACGGAGAAGGGCGCGAAGGCGUCGGAAGCGCGGGGCGGGGAGGGGACGAGGUUGUCAGCAGAGACGCGGGGCGAGGACCUCGGAGCGGCGGUGGAGCGAACGAACGUUCGGGGUCUCUCCGCGCGGGUCGACAGGGGGGGUGAGGCUGGAAAGGAGGAGGAGGAGGAGGAGGAGGAGGAGGAGGAGGAGGAGGAGGAGGAGGAGGAGGAGGAGGAGGAGGAGGAGGAGGUGUCGGUUGCUCCAACGUACUCAACCGCAGGCAUCGGGCUCGGGCUUGGGAUGGACGUCGGCGCGCUGACAGCCGCGAUGCGACCUCCGGACCUCGCGGCCUUAACGGAUGGUAAGCCUGGGGGCAAGAAGAGGCGAAAAGUCUCAUCAGCCUCUGGCAGUGCGCCGGAUGCUCCUUCAGAGAGCGUCGCAAAGAAGAAAAAGAAGAACAAGCGCGACAAGGCCGUGCUCACGGGUGAAGCAGGCACUAAACCUCCGAUGUCGGCGAUGGACAGAGCCAUGGCUGUCUUGAUGGGCGGCAGUAGCAAGUAG
Micromonas commoda is the source of this 1443-nucleotide messenger RNA. RefSeq lists its product with no specific name. Bases 1 to 1443 code for a protein of 480 amino acids. The transcript has a single exon. Lineage: Eukaryota; Viridiplantae; Chlorophyta; Mamiellophyceae; Mamiellales; Mamiellaceae. The record is from RefSeq and is a predicted model, not a curated record.